UAUAAUACAUGUAACUUUAAGGAGCUAUCAAGAUAUUUAGCCUAUUCUUUAUAAGUCGAAUAUAGUAGUUAGUGGACAUUUCAUUUUGAUUCUAAACUGGUGGGCAGGAAAGUUUACUUUGUCAAUCAAAGGUAUUGAUAUUGUUUUUUUGUGUCAGCUAUGUUGACGCUCUUGAACAUUGUCAAUCAAAAAUAUGAGUCAGAAUCCAGGCUACUUUUUUUAUUCAUUUGCUGCCAAUUUCUCUUCAUUUUACUAACUUCUGCAGCAUUAGACACAAUCACUACAGAUAAAUCCAUUAGAGAUGGUGACACAAUUGUUUCAGCUGGUGGGGUUUAUGAGCUUGGAUUUUUCAGCCCUGGAAAUUCGAAGAAUCGCUACGUUGGCAUAUGGUACAAGAAGAUAUCACCUAGAACUGUUGUCUGGGUUGCGAACAGAGAUAUUCCACUUAAUGACACUUCAGGAGUGUUGACACUUAAACCCAAUGGAAUUCUUGUACUUGUUGAUAAUUCCAAUAUCUCAAUUUGGUCAUCAAACUCAUCAAGAUCCUUAAAGAAUCCAAAAGCACGGCUUCUGGAUUCCGCGAACCUUGUUGUCAGUGAUGGAAAUGACAGAGACCUGGGAAUUAAUUUUGCGUGGCAGAGUUUUGAUUAUCCAGGAAAUACUUUAUUACCUGGAAUGAAAAUAGGAAAAAAUUUGGUUAUGGGCAUGGAUUGGUAUGUAACGUCAUGGAAGAGCACGGAUGAUCCUACUCCUGGUGAAUAUAUAGACCGUGUUGAUUCACAUGGAUACCCCCAAAUAUUCUUGUUGAGAAAUUCAUCUAUAGUGUUUAGCUCAGGGCCAUGGACUGGUGUUGCAUUUAGUAGUAGUCCUAGUAAUAAACCAACUUUGUAUUAUACUUUCGAGUUUGUUAUCAAUCAGCAGGAAGUUUACUUCAAAUACGAGCUUAAGAAUGACUACAUGCCCACCAGGGUGGUGCUCAACCCGGAUGGGGUGAUAGAACACCUAACGUGGAUCGAGCAUAGUCAGAGCUGGUUUCUCUACUUGACAGCACAACUUGAUAAUUGUGAUCGUUUUGCUUUAUGUGGACCUUAUUCAAGUUGCAACAUCCAUAACUCCCCUCCAUGUGACUGUCUGAAAGGUUUUGAGCCUAGGUAUCCUCAAGAUACUGCAGCAGACUGGUCUAGUGGUUGCGUAAGGAGAACUUCUUUGAAUUGUACCCAAGAUGGUUUUCUUAAAUUUACGGGUAUCAAGAUGCCGGAUUCUAGAAACUCCUGGCAUAAUGCGAGUAUGAACCUUGAAGAUUGUGAGAAAAUGUGCUUAGCUGAUUGCAAUUGUACAGCCUACUCAGAUCUUGAUGUUAGAAAUGGUGGAAGUGGAUGCUUACUAUGGUUUGGAGAACUCAUAGAUAUACGAGAGUUUAGCCAAAAUGAUCAAAAUCUGUAUGUGAGAGUAGCUGCUUCAGAAUUAGACAGGACGCGGAGGAGAAAGAGGUCAGUCCUGAUAGCUGUUAUCGCAGCAGUGGUAGCAAUAUUUAUCCUCAGCUUAUUAGCUUGGUUUUCCUUCCAAAGAAGGAAAAAAAGAACAGGUUCAGAAGUUAAAAAUGAGGACAUGGAGCUUCCAUUGUUUGAUUUAGCUACUCUUACUAGCGCCACUGAAAACUUCUCUUCUGGUAAUGUGAUUGGGGAAGGUGGCUUUGGACCGGUUUACAAGGGUAUCCUACCAAGUGGACAAGCGAUAGCAGUAAAGAGGCUAUCGAAGUAUUCUGGACAAGGCGUUCAAGAGUUAAAAAAUGAAAUUGUUCUCAUUUCCAAGCUGCAACAUAGGAACCUUGUCAAGCUAUUGGGUUGCUGCCUUGAAGGAGAAGAAAGGAUGCUAAUCUAUGAGUUCAUGCCCAACGCUAGCUUGGACUAUUUCAUUUCUGAUCCAAGCAGAAAAGCUUCACUUUCAUGGAAGAAUCGUUUUGAAAUUGCUAUGGGAAUAUCUCGAGGUCUUCUUUACCUUCACCAGGAUUCAAGAUUAAGAAUUAUUCACAGAGAUCUCAAGACCAGCAACAUUUUAUUAGAUAGUGACAUGAAUGCCAAAAUUUCUGAUUUUGGCCUUGCCAAAAUUUUUGGUGGAGACCAAAUGGAAGGAAAAACUAAGAGAGUAAUAGGGACGUAUGGAUAUAUGUCGCCGGAGUAUGCUGUUGAUGGGAAAUAUUCAGUAAAAUCAGAUGUAUUCAGCAUCGGUGUAAUCAUUCUUGAAAUAGUUAGUGGCAGAAGGAAUAGGAAAUUUCAUCAUUUGGAUCAUCAUCACAAUCUCUUGGGACAUGCAUGGUUACUUUGGACUGAAGGAAAAGCUUUGGAACUGAUAGACGAAUGUAUGAAAGAAUCCUUUUCAGAAUCUCAAGUGUUGAGAUGCAUCCAGGUUGGUUUGUUAUGCGUCCAAAAACUCCCCGAGGAUAGGCCUACAAUGGCAUCAGUAGUUUUCUGGUUAGGCAAUGAAGGUCUAGUUCUUCCUCAACCAAAGCAACCUGGUUUUUUCAUAGAGAGGAAUUCAAUGGAAUCAACAGAGUCAACUGAUGAAGGAUAUCUAAGUAGCAGCGUGUCGAUAACAGUUCUAGAGCCAAGAUAGACAUAAAAUCCCAAUUAGAAGUUUUGAAAUGUAUUCACUUCUUCAUUUUGUCAAUAUGAGUACUAUUGUAUAUAUGAUAAAGAGUAAUGUUCUUAUCAAGAGUUCAAGAAUAUCAUAUUUACAGCAUGACAAAAACUUUCCAU
Molecule: messenger RNA, 2756 nt
Organism: Solanum dulcamara
Lineage: Eukaryota; Viridiplantae; Streptophyta; Magnoliopsida; Solanales; Solanaceae
Product: G-type lectin S-receptor-like serine/threonine-protein kinase At4g27290
Exons: 8
Coding region: 160-2613 (817 amino acids)
Biological process (GO): recognition of pollen; protein phosphorylation
Molecular function (GO): protein serine/threonine kinase activity; ATP binding
Source: RefSeq, a predicted model, not a curated record